Centropristis striata (black sea bass) is the source of this 2711-nucleotide messenger RNA. RefSeq names its product zinc finger protein 503 (gene znf503). Lineage: Eukaryota; Metazoa; Chordata; Actinopteri; Perciformes; Serranidae. The record is from RefSeq and is a predicted model, not a curated record. Gene Ontology annotation, biological process: negative regulation of DNA-templated transcription. The coding region runs from base 322 to 2004 and encodes 560 amino acids. Gene Ontology annotation, cellular component: nucleus. The transcript has 2 exons.
GCAAAGGCUUUAAUCUCGGACUAAUUCAGCUGCUUUUGAAGUGAAAAUUUCUACCAGUUCGUACUUCGGGAGUACAGAGCGAGGACCUGCAGACAGACGCAGCGCUCAUGGUGCCAGACACAGCCACGGAUCUGCGAUAACCUCGCACGGUCUCCUUCCAGCUGCCGCGCCUUGCUUCUUUACUUCCAGGAUUACUUAUUAUUGAAGCGUUUUACGAUUUUUUUUCUUUUUCCCAACCCCGAGAGAGAGCCUCGAUGCUGUUUUGAUUGUCUUAAUGAAUCUGACGAAAGCAUCUCCGUUUCAUUUCCUGACAAUUGGGACAUGAUCACGUCGCCCUCGGCGUCUGUCCUGAAAAAUAGUGAUAUUUGUGUAGCCUGGGAAAGCAGCAGUUCUCGGAAUAGCAGCUCAGCGAGCAUCAACAAGCCUUUUCUCCACUCCGCACCCCCGUCUGAUCCACUACGGCAAGCAAACCGACUUCCCAUCAAGGUUUUGAAAAUGCUUACAGCACGGUCGGGACACAUUUUGCACCCGGAGUAUCUGCAGCCUUUGCCUUCUACCCCGAUAAGUCCUAUAGAGCUAGAUGCCAAGAAAAGUCCGUUGGCACUGCUGGCGCAGACCUGCUCCCAGAUCGGCAAACCGGACCCACCACCCUCAUCCAAAUUAUCCUCCGUCACAUCAAAUGGAUCUAGUGAGAAGGAAUCUAAAUCUGGUCCUUUGAAAAUGAGUGACAUCGGUGUGGAUGACAAAUCUAGCUUCAAACCUUAUUCUAAACCUUCAGAUAAGAAGGACUCAUCUUCGGGCGUCUCGAGCGGAGAGAAGUCUGGUUUCCGAGUGCCGAGCGCCACCUGCCAGCCGUUUACGCCGCGGACAGGCAGCCCCAACUCCAGCACUUCUGCGUCUCCCAUGCCAUCAGAAGGGAAAUGUGGGGAUAGGGAUGAAAAGAAAGAGUCUGAUUGUAAUAAAAAUGGCACUACGGACGGAUCUGGCACCACUAGCCACAGCAGGAUAAGCGUGAGUUGUGGUGGAAUUAACGUGGAGGUCAACCAACACCAGGAGACGACGCCUGGCACUAAAACCUCCUCCUCGGACUCCUCAUCUGUAACUUCUGUAUCCUCCGCAUCCGUACUCGGGUCAGGACUUGUGGCGCCGGUUUCUCCUUACAAACCGGGGCAGACAGUUUUCCCUUUGCCUCCUGCUAGUAUGGCCUACCCAGGUAGCUUGGCUGGGGCCUACGCUGGUUACCCACAACACUUCCUGCCCCACGGAGGGAGCUUGGUAAACGCACAGCUGGCCAGCUCACUGGGCUGCAGUAAGGCUGGCUCCAGCCCCUUGGCUGGGGCUUCACCACCGUCCAUCAUGUCAGCCAGCCUUUGCAGAGACCCUUUCUGCCUCAGUUACCAUUGUGCCAGUCACUUAACGGGCGCAUCCAGUGCUUCCUGCACGCACGAGUCUGCAGCUGCAGCGGCCGCUAACGCCCUCAAAAACAGCUACCCACUAAUGUAUCCUACACACCCCAUGCAUGGCGUGCAUUCCUCUGCGCCAUCAUUUACCGGACACCCCCUGUACCCAUACGGUUUCAUGCUCCCCAACGACCCUCUCCCUCAUGUUUGUAACUGGGUGUCGGCAAAUGGACCGUGCGACAAGCGUUUCUCCUCCUCAGAAGAGCUCCUGAAUCACCUGAGGACUCACACUGCUUUUACUGGGGCGGAGAAGUUGAUAUCUGGUUAUCCCGGGUCUUCAUCACUGGCCAGCGCUGCAGCAGCGGCCAUGGCCUGCCAUAUGCACAUGCCACCGUCAGGUGCCCCCGGGAGCCCCGGAACUUUGGCUCUAAGGAGUCCGCAUCACGCGCUAGGACUCAGCAGCCGCUACCAUCCGUACUCCAAAAGUCCCCUGCCAACCCCUGGUGCCCCUGUUCCCGUCCCCGCAGCCACCGGCCCUUAUUACUCCCCUUAUGCACUGUACGGCCAGAGACUCACCACAGCAUCAGCGCUUGGAUACCAGUGAGGAAAAAAAAGACUUUGAAAAGUUUAUAGUACUAAGAAUGCAAAUAUAAAGACUUUUAUAUUAACAGCGCUAAACUUAUGGGCGGGAUCCGUGGACUUCAACUGUAUUUAUUUAUAUGUCGGCUUAAAAGCAGGCGAUAAUAGCUGCAAAUGGAAAAUAUUUGAGCAACUCAAAAAGUGCAUUAUGUUGAACUCUAUAGGUAAAAAUGAAAACACACACAUGUUAGAGUACUAAUUAAAGUAGGGGUCUUCAUUUCGAUGUUAAUUUGAAAUUGCUAUGAUUGUAUUUGUUCUUAUUUAAUGUCUCAUUGAGAAGAAAAUAAUUUACAUGCAUGUUUGUUUCUUAAAAUUUCAGAAAUUGUCCACAUUUUAAAUUGCCGUUAUUUUUCAGGUGUACACCUUGGAAAGAGAAUUGGUAUUUUUUUGUAUGUAUUCUGGAAAAAAUAAGAAACAGUUCUGUUCCAUAUCUCCGUGUGCCUCAUUUUCUCAUGUAUUAACAUUAUUCAGUGUAAAAAUAAUAGUUGGAUUUAUAUUCCACUGGCAGUUUUUAAAAUUGGUCUGUUUAAUUAGUGGGGUUCAGAAAACCUCAUUGAUCAUUUCCGCAGCAUAGGCCUAUAGAUUUUCCCAGCUGUCCAACUUUUUUAACACAAGUUAUUGCUGUCUUCAUUUUGACGAUCUGCUAAUAUAAAGUGCAACUUUCUUUCUUUA